Chenopodium quinoa (quinoa) is the source of this 1624-nucleotide messenger RNA. Its product is annotated as BON1-associated protein 1-like. The transcript has a single exon. Lineage: Eukaryota; Viridiplantae; Streptophyta; Magnoliopsida; Caryophyllales; Amaranthaceae. Bases 778 to 1383 code for a protein of 201 amino acids. The record is from RefSeq and is a predicted model, not a curated record.
UUUUUAUAGUUAAAGUUGUAUAUAAAUGGUGAAAAAAGUUGAAAGUGUCAAUUAUUUUGGGACGGAGGAAGUAUAAAUCUAAUUUUUUUUUUUUUUAAGGAAGUAUAAAUCUAAUUACCGCAACUCAAAAAUGCACAAGCAUGAAUAUAGAUUUCACUUCUUCCAUAAUUGAUUAAAGUCUUUCCACCCCAUUAUCUUCCGAAGGUAAAUUUCUCAUGCAUUGGCUAACAGUAACCGUAGAACAUUUCAAAUUUUCAAUAAUGUUCUUAAGAUCAAAGUCUAUCAAUUCCUUUUACUAGUAUAACCGUAGAAGGUAGAACUUUCUUCUUGUAUCAAAUUUCGACACUAUUACUAAUUUACUAUGACAAAAUUGACAUCGUCCUCAAAAUUUCCAAUAUUUGACUAUUAACAAACAGAAUUAAGUACAUAAUUUACUUAGUCAACUCAAAAUUUCAAUAUUUCCAGCAGUUAAUUAGAGGCUACAUCGCACUUUCUUCAUCACUUCAUUACACCUUCUAGCCCAUGGCCCCACAAAUGAAGUAAAUUACCCAAUAAAUUUGUUAUGUUAUGCGCCCAAAACAUUGCCGUUAUACUUUCAUUUCCCUUGCAUUCCUUAUUUCCCUAGCAAUACCAAGAAACAACAUUUCUCCUUCUCACUUAUUUCUAUUUACUUUCCCCUCCUAAACCAAAACCAUAUAUAUAGAUUAUUGACAAACUCAAUUCCUUCAAUUCAAUUCCAACCUUUUGCUCAACCAAAUAUAUAUUUGUACUCAUCAGAUGUAUCCUUCCACCUCCUCCUCAUACUCCUUAGAUAUUAUCAUAAAGUCAACUGAAGCGCUGACUAUAGGAAAUCAUAAAUCCGUUGGAAAAAAUGUUUUUGUAACAGUUUCUAUGGAAAAUCAAGGCUGGACAAACCAAUUACAAACGAGACUGUGUAAUGAGGGUUUAAAACCUGAAUGGAAUGAGAAGUUGAUAAUGGACAUGCCUACAAACACGAAGUUCAUUAUCUUAGAGGUUCGUUAUAAAAAGAGGUCAAGCGAUAAGUUGAUUGGUAUUGCUAAGGUUCCGACUUCAGAUUUUUCUGGAAAUAACAUGCCUCUAAACUUCCAAUAUUGUUUAUGUUACAGAUUAAGAGAUCGUAAUGGCGAGCCAAAUGGGAUAAUAAACUUUAGCGUGACUGUAAACGGGGGUUUAGAUAAUUAUCAACGUAAUGAAAGAAAUCAACUCUAUCGAGAAACAACUGAAAUACAAGGGUUUAAUAAUAGAGAGAAUUAUAAUAGGCCAAAGCCAUGGCUCGGAACAUCGUUGUUAGGUGACCGAAGAAAAUCUACUUCUACUGUUGUUGGAGUUCCUGCAGCGUGUUACAGUUCAUGCCAUGCAUGAUAUGAUGCAAUCAUACUUCAUAUUAUUUUGAUUAUAGAUUCUUUUAGACAUGUUUACAACUAUCUUAUAUUACUAGUAUUAAAAUUAACAUUUAAGCUAUGCUGCAAGUUACAGUAGUAUUGUUACUAAGCUCUGAAUUACAGGCAUUAAUUAGGGUUGCUUUGAUUUGAUCCUGAAAGAAACGAAUUCAAUAAAUAAAUUCUAUAAAUUAACACACUUUUCUUUCCAAAAAAGAGAGAUU